This is a messenger RNA of Jaminaea rosea, 3080 nucleotides long. Its product is annotated as AAA-domain-containing protein. Lineage: Eukaryota; Fungi; Basidiomycota; Exobasidiomycetes; Microstromatales. Gene Ontology annotation, molecular function: ATP binding; ATP hydrolysis activity. Gene Ontology annotation, cellular component: cytoplasm. Bases 238 to 2712 code for a protein of 824 amino acids. The record is from RefSeq and is a predicted model, not a curated record. The transcript has a single exon.
CGUACCUUGUCAACCCUACCGCACACCAAGAUGGAUGCUCAGCAAGGCGGUUCGUCAUCGCAGACGGCCAGUUUAAUCUGGUCACAGCCCUCCUCAAGCCGGCUGCGCCUGCCAAGGACGACCUUACGCAGCCUUGGACUAGCGGCAGGCAAGGGAGUCAUCGUCGAUGGGGUUGAGGGUGGACAGGUUGUAGAUGGCCCGUCGUCCUCGUCCUCGAAGGCGUCGCCAUCGAGGUGGAUGGCAGCAGCCGUCGCUUGGCCUCUUGACCCCGUAACGGCGCCAGCACAAGCCUCUCGUAGAUCUAUUGAGCCUGCUGCGGCCGCAGGGCAAGGCUCAAUACCGCUCUGCCUGUGCAGCGAGGCAAAUCCUUCCUCGUCCAGUAUUGCAGUCAAGCUUGCGCCGGCGCCGGCAGCUGUUCCGGAAGCUUGGGAAGUCACGCUGCGUAUUCAACAGGUCGAGCAGCGAAGCAGCAGUAGCGCUGGUCAGCAUACAGCCAAGCUCGAUCGAGCAACGCGUGACCUCCUCGCUAUAUGCGCCAAGGAGCUCCUGGUGGACCUUGCCUUCCUCGUUCCCGGUCAGUCACUGCGAGUCUCAAUACAGUCUACGGACGUACUGCUACAAGCCAUCGUAGUAGGGCGCAGCGAGCUUCCCUCCUCUCUUGAAGAAGCGCAACGCUCCCUCGUUAGCAUUGGCCGCUCCACUCGCAUCAAAGUCGUCAACAGCCUCUCGCCCUCCGCUCCCUCAGAACCAGCCAGUGCUCCCUCAGCACCAACAAAACGUCUGGGCGGCCUACAUCGCGAACUCGCUCAACUCCACGAACUAGUCACUCUCCCCCUUCUACGACCCCACCUCUUCUCCCAACACGGUCUACGCCCCCCACGCGGCGUCCUCCUUCACGGCCCUCCUGGAACGGGCAAAACCAGCCUCGCACUUCAAAUCGCCUCUUCCUUCCUUCCUCCUUCUGCCAUAUUCACCAUCUCCGGUCCAGAAUUGAGCUCCUCGUAUCAUGGACGGACCGAAGCCCGGAUCAGGGGUGUCUUUAGACGUGCGAGGAGGGAGGAGAUGAGUGUGGUCAUUAUCGAUGAGAUCGAUGUGAUUGCUGGGAAUCGGGAGGGGGACGGGAGUGAUGCUGUGGGAAGUAGGGUGGUGGCCACGCUGCUUACCGAGAUUGAUGGCGUGGGGGGCGAGUACAAGAAGACGGGCAAGGGUAGGAACGGGGAAAAGGUUAUGGCUGGCGAAGGGGGAGAGAAUGAGGAGGGUAGCGAGGGAGGUAGCGAUAGUGAGGACGAGGAGGUCUCAAGCGAUGAAGACGACGAGGGCAAACCACGUCAACCACGCCCACCACCGCGCAUGGUCGUCAUUGCUGCGACCAAUCGGCCAAACUCCCUCGAUCCGGCUCUCCGUAGGCCCGGUCGCCUCGACAGGGAGAUCGAGAUCGGUGUACCGGAUGCAGCUGCCCGUCUCGACAUUCUUCAGGCGCUACUGGCCCAGACGCCUCACGACCUAAACGCGGACGACCUUCAAUCCGUGGCCGAUACGACGCAUGGCUUUGUAGGAGCCGAUCUGACUGCCCUUGUGAGGGAGGCAGGGAUGCGGGUCAUUCGCAGGGAGUUGGCUGAUGAGCACGGCCGAGAGGAGGACCAGGGCUUGGCGCUGGCUACCAACGAGAAGCUGCGCAUCAAUGGCGAUGGCAACAACGCCAGCGCAGACGCUUCCUCGCACCGUCUCCUUCUCUCAGACCUGACACACGUCAUUCCAACUCUUCGCCCCUCCUCGCUCCGGUCCGUCCUCACCCCUGCACCCCUCCCUUGGUCCUCCAUCGGCUUGGGCAGCCCCACCUCUCCCUAUUCUCUCAUCCGAUCCAGCAUCCAACAAGCCAUCGAGUGGCCUCUUCGCCACUCAGACCGUAUGCGUCGGCUAGGCAUAACGGCCCCACGCGGCGUCCUCCUGUACGGUCCUCCCGGAUGCAGCAAGACAAUGAUCGCCCGUGCAUGUGCUCAAUCCCUCUCUGGGGGAAAGGGAGGAAGUGGCAUCAAUUGGAUAGGUGUCAAAGGCCCGGAGUUAUACAGCAAGUACCUUGGAGAGACGGAGCGCUCCCUCCGUGAAGUCUUCCGCAAAGCACGCGCUGCGGCCCCGACGGUCUUGUUCUUUGACGAGAUUGACGCUCUUGCUCCUACCAACAGCGGAGGGGAGUCGGACCCCGUCGCCGAGAGGAUCCUCGCUACGUUGCUGACGGAGCUAGACUCGUUCGACUCGACGAGUUCCGGCUCGGGCAGUACGGGUCCAGGGGUAAUCGUGCUAGCGGCAACGAACAGACCGCAGUUGCUUGCCCCCUCUCUGCUUCGCCCGGGAAGGCUCGAAGUCCAUCUCUUCGUCGGUUUGCCGGACGUGACUGCUCGAAGGGACAUUCUGAGGAUCGCGACGGAGAAGAUGGCCCUUGCUCGCGAUGCAGAGGGUGCAGUGGAUCUGGACCGGCUCGCGGAGAUGACGCAAGGGUGCUCAGGAGCUGAAGUGGUAGCCAUGUGCCGUUCUGCCGGACUGGUGGCGAUGCGCGAAGCCAUGGCUGCCGAAAGCGAGGGCAAGAUGGGCCAAGGCGAGGAUGAUGUGGUGAUGCAGCGCCAUUUCGAGGAGGCCGCUGCCGGUGUGCGAAGAGGUACGGAUCGCGAGGCGUUGCGCAAGCUCGAGGCGUGGGGAAAGAGUCUGGGAACCUGAAUCAGCAGCUUAGUUCGAAGCAGACGGAGCAGGACGUGCGUUUGUUGGCAACAUAAUGAUGAUGUGAUUCAAGAGACGAACAGAAAGAAGCCCGGCGCGUAGAGAGGCUCUCAAAGAGUGAGGUGAGAUGAGCGGUAGGAAGGCCAGAGCAAGGAGUGGGAAGCCCAUAAGAGAGUGCGUGGUGGCGUGGGGAGAGGAGGGAAUCAAGAGUCGAGUCAAAGUAGUACAACGCCCGAACGCUCUGGGACGGGGUGAUGCUGCGGAAUGGAUCGAUCGUGGGGUUGGAUGAUGGUGAGAAAUUCGUGCGCCGCAGUUGGUGCAGCUUUCCUCAUGCCGGAGACCCCCCUCUACCGCUCGUCUAUCUCUCC